Messenger RNA from Malus domestica (apple), 1175 nucleotides. Its product is annotated as FAS1 domain-containing protein SELMODRAFT_448915-like. NCBI's taxonomy places the organism in Eukaryota, Viridiplantae, Streptophyta, Magnoliopsida, Rosales, Rosaceae. The record is from RefSeq and is a predicted model, not a curated record.
UUGAGUGCUGACCAACCGAUAUCUAAACCAGAAAAAUCAAGAAAGCUCUCAUCUUCUUUUUUCCUCAAGCUUUUCUCUGCUUCUCCAAUGGCGCCGAACCACCACUCAUUUCUUCUAAUCUUCUUUCUCACCACUCUGUUCUCAGCCAUCAACCCAAUCGCCACCGUCACUGCCUCUCCCUCACCGCCACCGCCACCGCCACAAACCCCAUCUCCAUCUCCAUCACCAUCACCAUCAUUAACACCACCAUCCCCACCGCCAUUAUCUCCGCCACCGCCUCCUCCGCAUUCACGGCCAUCCCCAAGCGCGACGCCCCAACAACUCAACAACAUAAUCGACGCCCUAAUCGGAGCUGGCGACUUCGGGAACUGGGUCAACAUCAUCACCGGCGCAAACCCACUAGCCCUCCCUUUGAGCGCCACCCUCUUCAUCCCGCAAGACAACGCUUUGAACAGCCUCCCCACCACCGACCCCUUCAUGUUCCCCUACCACGUCGUCCCGCAGCGCCUCAGCUUUGCCGACCUCCAGCUCUUCAAGCCCGGAUCCCGCCUCCCUACUCUGCUCCCCGGCAAGUCCAUCCUCAUCACCAACACCUCCCCCUCCAAUUUCACCCUCGACGACGCUCCGAUCACUCAGCCCGACCUCUACGUCACCGCCACGAUGGCGGUCCACGGUGUCGGAACUAUUCUUCAGUACUCCGUUUACGGCGACGGGCUCAACCUCUUGCCCAAGCCCAAUUCCCAGCAGGGGCAGCAGCGGCAUAAUCCUCCGCCGUCAUCGCCGCAGGGGCUGUUUCUGCCAACCGGGGAAGCCAUCGGCGCUGGGUGGAAGUCUGAUGCGGCGCCGCCGUGCAGCUGUGUCGAGUUUCCGGUGGGGUGGUUCUUGGUUGCUUGUGUGGUUUUGGGGUUCAGGAUUCACAGGUAGUUGAAUUCUUGAUGAUAGCGAUGAUGACGAUCGUGAAUUCUUGAUCAAGAAUUGGAUUUUAGGGUUUUUCUGGCAAAUCCCAGAUUGUUAAUUGUGUGAAUUUUAGUGUUUGAUGAUCAUCAAUCUCAAUUCCUUGUUGCAAGAUUUGGCAAUUUUGUUGUAGUUCUGAUCUUUCAUGUAAAUGGGGUUCUUACUCUGUAUUCUUGCUCAUGAAUGCAAUUUACUAGUCAAUGAUGAUAUUGUUCCUGUUU